This is a messenger RNA of Heterocephalus glaber (naked mole-rat), 955 nucleotides long. It is a transcript of the gene Spcs1, whose product is annotated as signal peptidase complex subunit 1. NCBI's taxonomy places the organism in Eukaryota, Metazoa, Chordata, Mammalia, Rodentia, Bathyergidae. Gene Ontology annotation, cellular component: signal peptidase complex; membrane. Gene Ontology annotation, biological process: protein targeting to ER. The record is from RefSeq and is a predicted model, not a curated record.
GCGCACCGGCACCCCUUAAGCCUCUGAGCUGAGACGAUGAGCACUUUGCCUGGCCGGGGCCGCGGCUUCCGGAGACCAUCGGCGCUGAGAGCGAACCCUUCACGGAUGCGCGAUGCCUUGGCUCGGUCGCCGCCUCAGCCCUCGCGAGUGGUGCGCCAGGCUAGAGCCAACUUCGAAACCACACGUCGCCUAGCGACGGCGCGAGGCGGGGCCACAGGCUGUCCGGGCCUUCCCGAGACUUCCGCUUCCGGGGCCUCGUAUCUCAGAGCUUCAGCCGGCCCACCCCGCAACGUUUGGUGUCAGAUUCGGGCUGCUGCGGUCCCUCACUAUUGGCUUCUGUUGCUCCGCUAUCUGGUGCCUCCGUUAAUCAUGCUGGAACACUUGAGUUCGCUGCCCACACAGAUGGAUUACAAGGGCCAGAAAUUGGCUGAACAGAUGUUUCAGGGGAUUAUUCUUUUUUCUGCAAUAGUUGGAUUUAUCUAUGGGUACGUGGCCGAACAGUUCGGGUGGACUGUCUACAUAGUUAUGGCUGGAUUUGCUUUUUCCUGUUUGCUGACACUUCCUCCAUGGCCCAUCUAUCGCCGACAUCCCCUCAAAUGGCUACCUGUUCAAGAAUCAGGCGCAGAAGACAAGAAACCAGGGGACAGAAAAAUUAAGAGGCAUGCUAAAAAUAAUUGAUUGGUGUUUUCAUGGUUCAACACCUGCUUUUGUUUCCUGUGAGAUGAGCUAAAUUGCUUUCAUACCCAAAACAUGAGCUAAAAGCACCUAUGCUCUUAAACAGCACAGCUAUGUAUAGACUUAAUUCUUUACGUUUCAUUUCCAACCCAGCUUUGACCUAAAAAUAUCUGAGACCCUGUCUUGGUAAUCUUGUUCUAAAAUGAAGAACAGAAAACACAAAUGUGCAGUGUUUCUUUCAGGUAUACAUUAAUAAUGAAUAAAUGCCUCAUAAAGAUAA